UGUGGAGAGGGUGUUGUUGUGGUGGUGAGUGCGGCGGGCGCCCCCGGGGGAGGCGGCGGCGGCGACGACGACGACGACGAUGAUGAUGUUGUCGGCGGCAGCGGCCGCGAAGAAGAAUGAGGAGAGGCCGAGCUCCGGCCCCGAGGGUCUGGAGGCGCCGCCGGAGGGAGGCCUGGCCUUAGCAGCGGCGGCGGCCGCCGCCGAGCGGACCCCGAAGAAGAAAGAGCGGGCGUCUCCCCACAGCAGCAGCAGCAACGAGGGCACCAUGGAGGGAGGCACGGCAGAGACCCCGGACGGCCGGAGGACCAGCAAACGCAAGCGAGCUAAAGUGGAGUACAGAGAGAUGGAUGAGAGCUUGGCAAAUCUAUCUGAAGAUGAAUAUUAUUCAGAAGAGGAACGCAAUGCAAAGGCUGAAAAAGAAAAGAAGCAGGUGCCACCACCGCAGCCACCUCCACCUGAAGAGGAAAUUGAAAGUGAUCCAGAAGAACCAUCUGUGCAUUGGAGCAACAUCAAUCUGGCAGGGUCGAUCGCAGGUGUUGAGGGUGCUGCUUUCCAGAGUCGCCUACCUCACGAUCGCAUGACUUCACAGGAAGCAGCCUGUUUCCCUGACAUUAUCAGUGGUCCUGCACAGACCCAGAAGGUGUUUCUAUACAUCAGAAACCGCACAUUGCAGCUCUGGCUGGACAAUCCUAAAGUGCAGUUAACCUUUGAGGUAACUCAUCAGCAGCUGGAGUCUCCAUAUAACAGUGAUGCUGUACUAGUUCACAGGAUACACAGCUACUUGGAGCGCCAUGGGUUAAUUAACUUUGGUAUCUAUAAACGGGUGAAACCACUUCCAACAAAGAAGACAGGGAAGGUGAUCAUUAUUGGUGCUGGAGUGUCGGGUCUGGCAGCAGCUCGCCAGCUACAAAGCUUUGGAAUGGAUGUCACUGUACUGGAGGCAAGAGACCGUGUUGGAGGCCGAGUAGCCACAUUUAGAAAGGGAAACUAUGUUGCUGAUUUGGGUGCCAUGGUUGUAACAGGACUUGGUGGCAACCCAAUGGCAGUAGUUAGCAAGCAAGUGAACAUGGAGCUGGCAAAAAUAAAACAAAAGUGUCCCCUUUAUGAGGCAAAUGGGCAGGCUGGAGAAAGAUGCACAAACGUUCCCAAGGAAAAAGAUGAGAUGGUAGAGCAGGAAUUCAAUCGUUUGCUUGAGGCCACAUCUUACCUCAGUCAUCAGCUGGACUUCAACUAUUUGAAUAAUAAACCUGUAUCGUUAGGACAGGCACUGGAAGUUGUCAUCCAAUUGCAAGAAAAGCACGUGAAGGAUGAACAGAUUGAACACUGGAAGAAAAUAGUGAAAACGCAAGAGGAUCUGAAAGAAUUGCUUAAUAAGAUGGUUUCGUUGAAGGAAAAGAUAAAAGAGCUACAUCAGCAGUACAAAGAAGCUUCUGAAGUAAAGCCCCCACGUGACAUCACAGCGGAAUUUCUGGUGAAAAGUAAAUUGAGAGAUCUAACUGCUUUAUGCAAGGAAUAUGAUGAGCUUGCAGAAGCCCAAGUGAAACUUGAGGAGAAGCUCCAGGAAUUGGAAGCUAACCCACCCAGUGAUGUUUACCUGUCAUCAAGGGACCGACAGAUCCUGGAUUGGCAUUUUGCCAACUUGGAAUUCGCUAAUGCAACACCUCUCUCCACACUUUCAUUGAAGCAUUGGGACCAGGAUGAUGACUUUGAAUUCACAGGAAGUCACUUAACAGUACGAAAUGGUUAUUCUUGUGUCCCGGUUGCACUUGCAGAAGGUCUUGACAUUAAAUUAAAUACAGCUGUUCGACAAGUCCGUUAUACUGCCUCAGGAUGUGAAGUCAUUGCUCAGAAUACGCGUUCAAACAGCCAGACAUUCAUUUACAAGUGUGAUGCAGUUUUAUGCACUCUCCCGCUGGGUGUGUUAAAGCAACAACCUCCAGCAGUUCAGUUUGUACCUCCUCUUCCAGAAUGGAAAACUUCUGCCAUUCAGCGUAUGGGCUUUGGAAAUCUGAACAAGGUUGUAUUAUGUUUUGAUCGUGUAUUCUGGGACCCCAGUGUAAAUCUCUUCGGUCAUGUUGGAAGCACUACUGCUAGUAGGGGAGAGUUGUUUCUUUUUUGGAACCUUUAUAAAGCCCCAAUCCUGUUGGCUCUAGUAGCUGGAGAGGCAGCUGGAAUCAUGGAAAAUAUUAGCGAUGAUGUCAUUGUCGGUCGUUGUCUGGCCAUUCUAAAAGGAAUAUUUGGCAGUAGCGCAGUCCCACAGCCAAAGGAGACUGUUGUAACUCGCUGGCGGGCUGACCCAUGGGCCCGUGGUUCCUAUUCCUAUGUGGCUGCUGGCUCUUCUGGUAAUGACUAUGAUCUAAUGGCACAACCAGUGACCCCAGGCCCCAGCAUCCCUGGGGCUCCUCAGCCAGUCCCUCGUCUCUUCUUUGCUGGAGAGCACACUAUUCGUAACUACCCCGCGACAGUUCAUGGUGCUUUAUUGAGCGGAUUAAGGGAAGCCGGUCGAAUUGCUGAUCAGUUUCUGGGUGCAAUGUACACUCUCGCACGACAAGCGACGCCUGGUAUCCCUACACAACAACCCAGUAGCAUGUAACUUAUAAAAGGCAAGAGUGAUAUGAUGGAAAUCGUUUAAUUGGGGAUUUAACAAAAAGAACUACAGGAGCCCUACUGUAGGUUUGCUGUAGACUUGAUGCACUGGUCUCCAACCUCCUUUUCUUCGUCCCCAUUACUGCCAAAUCUUUGGCGCAUCAUGACCGCGCAACUGAGCCAAGUGGAACAGCUUACUCUGGGUGUGGAAGAGAGGGGACACUUCUGACCAAAUUACAUGGUAGCCAUUCUAAUGCCUUGGGUAUGCUAUAGCAUUAAUUCCUGUGUAAAUGCACCAGACGUUUUGUUAGUGAGAGCAAGAAUGUGAAUGAUUGUGUUAUUGAGGUGUUUUUUUCCCCACAGCAAUACUAGUAUGUGCUUUAGGAUAUUUUGAGUAUGAAUUUUCAGAAAUAAAAUUUUGAUAUAAGGGUCAACAUUUCCAAAAGAUUGGCAUUUGGUUUAAUGUGUUGUCGCUGUAAACACUAGGGCUAUUAUUGGAACAAGGUAGCUUAACGUUGAAGUUUGUACAGAUUGUAACAUUUUUUUACAAUGCUUACACAGCAUCACCUAAAUUUAGGAGGAAAUUCUUUUGGACCAUUUUUAUGUGUUGUAAUGAAUUUCACUGCAACCCUGUACCCUAACUAAGGCUGGUUACUUUGCACUGUAAAGUAUUUAAAAUAUUCAGAUCCUCUUUACAUAUGUUACAACUAUUAUUCUUGUUCUCAAAAAUGCUACCUAAAAAUAUGGUAUAAAAUUGGAAAACAUAACGUUUGAAAUGUAUUGAAAAUGCCUAUUGCAUUUUACUGAUGUUUAAUAGUCUAAAUUCACUCUUAUUUUGGUCUCCAAUGCUAUACUUAAAUCUCUUGUAAGGGCCAACAAUCUCUGCCAACGCCUGAGACUUGAGCACUGCAACAUAUGCAAAAGGAUAAAAUAGUGAGCUUCAGAGAUAGAAGAAACUGCAUAUGCUGGAGUAUCUGAGAUAACAAGGUGUAGAGCUGGAUGAACACAGCAGGCCAGGAAGGCUGACAUUUUGGCCCUAGACCCUUCGUGCACCUCUGCUGCUUGGCCUGCUGUGUUCAUCCAGCUCUACACCUUGUUAUCUCAAAUCGCGAGUUUCCCUUAGUUAUACUACAAUGAAUUUCCCAACUGGCUCGUUGGACGAAAGGUUAUCUUCUCAGCUCCUUUCGUUUUGCAUCUUAAAGUCAAGGCUCCUGAGGAUAUUUUUUAGUUCAUCAAUUUAGCAUCACAGCAGAUUCCCUGUACCCAAUUUUUAUACCAACUAACAGUUUCACACACUAAUCAGUGAAAUCCACUUAUAGUAACCUUGUGGGUGUCAUUAUCAAAUAGAAGUUGUCAAACCCACUUUUAUGAACUUGCACGAUUUUGUUGAGCAAAUUAAAUAGUGCUAGUAUUAUGCUUUAUGCAGCUUGUGAUCUUGACACCCUUAAAGUUAUCCCAGUUUUACAUUCAUCUAUUUUCUGCCCACGACCAGCACUCUGGUUUGUUGUUUUUGAUUUGGAAUGUGAAUGACACCAGCAAAACCAUGUUUAUUACUCCUCAAAAGGGUGAGAGUGGGUCCUCUAUUGGUCCUCUUGCAAGCAAGUUAGUUGUUAGUCUACUUCAGAGAUUGGUUGAAUGAGCUGUAUUUUAAUAAUUCUGGUUUGGCAGGGCCAAAGGGCAUUAGUAAGAUGUUUAGCACAUUCCAGCAAAUUUCAUAGUUUUAAGCCACUAGAUUUAUUACUUUAACAUGCACAUUAUGCUGGAAAUCUGAAUUGAAAACACCACAAUACUUGCAUCAGAUGCUACCUUUCUUGCUUAUUCCUGCAUUCUUCAAUUCAGUGCUCAGAUAGGUUUUGAACUCAACUUCUGGGUUGUUAAUACAGGACAUAAAGGCUCCUUAACUAGCUAAAUUUGUCAGCUGUUUAUGGUGCAGAUAAGUAUUGAACUAAGUGUGAUUGGUCUGAAUUUGUAUCAGUUAAUUAGUGGCUGGGUGUUAAUGUCACUAGCAAUCCAGAGGCCUAGGCAUGGGGAUGUGGAUUCAAAUCUCACCACAGCAACUAGUAGAAUUUAAAUUCAGUUAAUCAAAUAAAUUAAUCUAAAAAUCUGGAAUUGAAAGUCAGUCUCUAAUGAUAUUGACCAUGAAACCGUCUUUGCCGUAAAACAAACUCCUCUUGUUCAUUGCCCUUCCUGUCAGGAAGGAAAUCUGCCACUCUGAUCUGGCCUCCAUGUGCCUUCAGAUCUGUAGCAGUGUGAGUGACUGUUAAUUUCUGUCAGAGGCAGUUAGAGAUGGGGAACAAAUGCUGACCCUGCAAGUGAUGCCACCAUCUCAUGAGUUCAUUUAAAAGAGUACCAAUAUUUAAGAGUGUUACGAUCACAAGCAAUGCACAGAGAGGAGUGAUUGAGCAACUGUUUAAAGCAGCAGUCAGUGAUACUGCAGACAUUAUGGAUCACCUACACUAAUCAUUUGAUUUUUAAGAUCAUUUGAGAGCUGGCAGAACAAGCAGUAAAUUUGUUAUGCUGUGUCCUUAUGGAUUUUUAAGAUGUAUUUAUCAAUUCUCCUACACCCCUAUUCUCUAGAGUGAUUCUAUAAAGACUUUAUUGUGAUGUUAUUAAUAAUGUGUUCAAUGACUGCACUUCGGAAUUGCUUCAUUCACUAUAAAGUGUUUUGGGACAUCCUAAGCUUAAGGAAGGAGCAUUUAUAAUUGCCAGUUUAUUUUUAUUUCCUGAAUAAUGGUAUGUUGUGUCACACUUGAUAAUCUGGUUGAAGAUUAGAUCAUGGUAGUACCUAUAGUUUUCAAUUGAAUCACUCUUAUGGUGGUUUAUUUUACCAUAUGUCUUUUUGUAUGUCAAGGUGCAACAAGGUUUUUACUGUGAAUUAUUGACAUUUUUGUCAACCCUAGUGUCUGCAGUCAAAUCAAAUUAUGUAUUGGUUGUAAAGAUGAUGUGAUUGAUUGAAUUUGCAAGCGCAGUUUCUGAGUUACACUGAAGUGGCUUUCCUUUAGAAUUAACAGCUGGUCCACGGAUAUGCAUGAAAUGCCAAUAGGAUCUUUCAUUUUAUAUGCAUUUUAAACAAUGGAAAAGCAGUGUAAUUUUUAUUGGCCUGUCAGAUUUAUAUUGGCAUGCAAAGAAGGGUGUAAGAAAAGAAAACGCCUUGUUCGCCUAAAUACUAGAAGAUUUUGCACUUUUUGUCAUCAGUGUGCGAAGAUUAUACCUUGUGUAAGGCCAGAAAUAUAUUUUAAAUAAAAAGCCAAAUGUAUGGA
Molecule: messenger RNA, 5846 nt
Organism: Stegostoma tigrinum
Lineage: Eukaryota; Metazoa; Chordata; Chondrichthyes; Orectolobiformes; Stegostomatidae
Gene: kdm1a
Product: lysine (K)-specific demethylase 1a
Exons: 22
Coding region: 80-2593 (837 amino acids)
Biological process (GO): regulation of DNA-templated transcription
Cellular component (GO): nucleus
Molecular function (GO): flavin adenine dinucleotide binding; oxidoreductase activity; protein binding
Source: RefSeq, a predicted model, not a curated record